This is a messenger RNA of Emiliania huxleyi CCMP1516, 354 nucleotides long. RefSeq lists its product as hypothetical. Bases 1 to 354 code for a protein of 117 amino acids. Lineage: Eukaryota; Haptophyta; Isochrysidales; Noelaerhabdaceae. The transcript is spliced from 2 exons. The record is from RefSeq and is a predicted model, not a curated record.
AUGCUGCUGCUUCUGCUACUGCUGCGGGCCAGGCGCAACGCGCAGCAGAAGUCGGGGCGCGCGCGCGCCGAUUCGCGGGCGGCCGGGAGGGCGCUCCUGCUGUCGUCGGACGCUUACCUCCAGCUGGCCGGGCGGGUCGCCGUGUGGAGGGAGCAGGUGGUGCGGGUCAUGGAGGCGGACGCCCAGGAGGCGAAGGCGGAGGCGAACGCUCGGCAGAAGGAGCGCGUCGCUGCCAUCCUCGCGGGCACGGACGCUGCGGGCGCGGGCGCGGGGGUGGAGGAGGCGCUCAAUUGCUGGGAGGAGGGUGCGUACGAAGCGGAGACGCUGGAGGCGCUCGCCGAGUUCGGCGAUUGA